Molecule: messenger RNA, 1156 nt
Organism: Myotis lucifugus (little brown bat)
Lineage: Eukaryota; Metazoa; Chordata; Mammalia; Chiroptera; Vespertilionidae
Gene: MRPS18B
Product: mitochondrial ribosomal protein S18B
Exons: 7
Coding region: 97-876 (259 amino acids)
Biological process (GO): mitochondrial translation
Cellular component (GO): mitochondrion; ribosome
Molecular function (GO): structural constituent of ribosome
Source: RefSeq, a predicted model, not a curated record
CUUGGAGCACAUUUUGUACAACCACUACUUAGUUAUGCCUUCUAGAUCGUCGCUCCACUUCUGGGGACCCGGGAGCGGAGACUUCCCCUAGUGCUUAUGCCUCCGCUGUCUAGGCAAUACUUUGCCUCCACCACUCUCCCCUGCUCCUCCGUAAAUCUCCGGGCAUUUUUAGAAAAUCCUCACCGGAGGGUUCCCCUCCAAACUCUCAGCACUGAAGCCCCCCUUGAGGAAGAUUCUUUGCCCAUUUCCCCUUAUGAGAAUGAACCCUGGAAAUACCUGGACUCAGAAGAAUACCAGACCCGCUAUGGUUCUCGCCCCGUCUGGGCUGACUACCGACGCAACCACAAAGGUGGAGUACCUCCACAGAAGACUCGAAAGACCUGUAUUCGUAAAGAUAAAGUUGCUGGGAAUCCCUGCCCUAUCUGCCGGGAUCACAAGUUGCACAUCGACUUUAGGAACGUGAAGCUCCUGGAGCAGUUUGUCUGUGCCCACACAGGCAUCAUCUUCCAUGCGCCAUACACAGGAGUCUGUAUGAAGCAGCACAAGAAGUUGACGCAGGCCAUCCAGAAAGCCAGGGAGCAUGGUCUCCUUAGUUACCACAUUCCCCAGGUUGAACCUCGGGACCUUGACUUCAGUAACUCGCAUGGAGCUGUGAAUGCUACUCCACCAGCUCCCACUCUGGUUUCAGGUGACCCCUGGUACCCUUGGUACAGCUGGAAACAGCCACCAGAGAGAGAGCUGUCCCGCCUUCGUCGACUGUAUCAAGGCCAUCUCCGGGAAGAGAGUGGCCCCCCGCCUGAGUCAAUGCCCGAGGUGGCACUCACAACAGGAGCUGAAGCCUCCACUGAGCACGCGGGCUCCCAGAAUCCUCUGUAGGAGCUGUGGACUGGGCAGGGUGCGAGGGGUGGGGAGAUAAUGCCUAGGAGUUACAUGAUGGGGUGCACCCUGAAGAGUUGGGUCUGUUUUAUGGCCCACGGCAGGUCCAGGCUCAGUGAAAGGAAAUGAUGGUUGUUGAAGAGGAUAAAUAUAUCCGAGGCUGAGGGAGAGCAGCAGAGUGCAUGUGGGAAACCCUAAUCCCCCCGCAGUGCAACUAGAUGGGCUCAACCUUAUGUUGCUGCCAGCUUGGCUUUUCCACAAUAAAGCUCUUCUGUCUGCC